CUACCCUGGGUUGACCUCAUAAAAAUGCCACCAUAAAACAUAAAAAUUUAACGAGUUGAUGUUCGCGAGAGCCACUAAAACCAACACCUAGGCGCCGCGGCUGACAUAUCCGGUCGAGCGUUGAUUCACCGAUUGGUCAAGCUUACAUCCGAGUCGUUUGUAUCCAAAUCUACCCGAAACCUAACCGUUGAACGCAUAAAAAGUGCUCACCAACCGUGGCAGGUCGGCAGAGUUCAGCAGGUCGCAUCGGUGUCAAGUGGGCAGGUUGCAGGUCGCAGCAUUUUAAGAAUGAAAGUUUUGUGGGUCACGCUGGCAGCUGUCAUCGCAGUCGAAGGCUUCUACUACCCACCGUUGGAAACGGAACCAUUUUUCUCGUUUGAUCAGCAGUACUUGGAAGAACCCUUUCAACCGUUGACGACAAGUGAGCUGUUUUCGAGAAAUCCAUUUGAAGAGUACGAGUUUCCUUCGUUUUGGGAGCUGUCUGAGCCGGAAACUCGGUACAUGAACUUCAUAGCUCCACCGAAAUCGUUGCUAAAUUACAGGCCAGCACGAAAGGGUUCCAAAGUUACGCCGAAUGUCUUUGUGAAUGGACGUGGAUACACCACGGAUAGAUAUGUAGCCCCAAGCGUAGUGAAGAGGUUCCUGGCGAUGAAUCCCCGGUGA
This is a messenger RNA of Culex pipiens pallens (northern house mosquito), 663 nucleotides long. RefSeq lists its product as uncharacterized. Lineage: Eukaryota; Metazoa; Arthropoda; Insecta; Diptera; Culicidae. The coding region runs from base 289 to 663 and encodes 124 amino acids. The record is from RefSeq and is a predicted model, not a curated record. The transcript is spliced from 2 exons.